This is a messenger RNA of Talaromyces stipitatus ATCC 10500, 1536 nucleotides long. RefSeq lists its product as uncharacterized. The record is from RefSeq and is a predicted model, not a curated record. Gene Ontology annotation, molecular function: DNA binding; protein dimerization activity. Lineage: Eukaryota; Fungi; Ascomycota; Eurotiomycetes; Eurotiales; Trichocomaceae. The transcript is spliced from 4 exons. Bases 1 to 1536 code for a protein of 511 amino acids.
AUGUCUACUCUAUCUAAUAAGCCUGUGCCUGCACCUCACCAAAACAUAUCUUCCGACAAACUGAGUUUGGCCUUAAGACUACAUGGUGUCCUAAAGGAGGCCAUCACAGAAAUGAUAGACUUCUUUUGUGCUCUUCUUCGCUGGGUGAUUGAAACACAGCAGCCUUUUACAGUUGUUGAACAUCCUACAUGGAAAGAACUCCUUAAGAGUCUAAAUGCCAACUAUCCUAUCAAAACUGCAGAUACUCUUCGAAAUCAAUUUAAAGAGAUUAAUGGAUUGCACUCUGGCGAAAAUCUGUCUACAAUUGUCAAAAGUGUACUUGAAGCGUUUCAAAUCGAAUAUAAGCUUCUAACAAUCACCAGAGAUAAUGCUAGAAACAAUCUAACACUCUACGAUUAUCUUCAUGCAGACCUGUUAAAAGAUUUUAACAAGGAAGAUAGUCUAUUCCGCAUGAAACCACUUAUGCGGUUCCAGGGUCGGAAUAGCUUCAUUGGAUGUCUUGCACAUAUACUGAAUCUUAUCUGUAAGGAUAUUCUGGUAUCCUUAAAGACCGGUACAGUCCGUGAUGCACAUGUUAUACUUAAUGAGAUGCCAUCACAGAAGGAUCAUUCACCUGAAACACUGAUUUCAAUGAAAGGUGCUAUUGUUAAGAUCCGUCUUUUAGCCUUAUGGAUUAGUAACAGCCCCCAGCGAAGGCAGGCAUGGAAGGAUAUCUCUCCCUAUAAGCAAAUUAAUUAUGAUAUUAACACUCACUGGAAUUCAACAUACAAUAUAGUCUCUAAAGCUCUUCAACUUCGAAAAGAAGUCACUCAAUUUAUUCGUGAACAUCCAGACAUUCAAGAAAUGCAACCAACAGAUAGUGACUGGUCAACACUAAGACAAAUUCAGAAGGUCCUGAAGCCAUUCUGGGACCAUACCAACUCUGUCUCGAAACAUUGCCUAAGCAUCACUAAAAGCCUUCCAAUAUACUGGAGUCUUAAUGAUAUUCUUGACGAUAUCAAAAAUAACAAAGACGACUUUCAAGAGAUUACUAAGGAGGUUCAAAAUGCUGUUGAAGGAGGAAUCCGGAAAAUGGAUAAAUUCACCAAGAAGAUGGAUUCUAAUAUUAUCUAUUACAUGGCUGCCAUUCUUGAUCCACGGGUUAAGACCUCCUUUAUCCAAGCUCAAAUGAGCAAGUCUGAUGCAGAUGUGAUUAUUUCUAAUAUACAUAAAUAUCUUAAGAAACAAUAUCCUGCAAGCCCUACCUCUUCCUCUAGCGCAGAGCGUCCACCAGGUAUGCCAGGGACAUUAUGGAAAAAGCUCAAAAAAAUCCAGCCUCUGCAAUCUGCAGACAUAAUAUCAGACAUUGAUUGGUACCUAGAUUCAAGCCCCGAGAUGUGGUCUCAUGGUAUAAUAGAAGAUGGGGAUCCUGACUGGAUAUUGAAAUGGUGGAAAGCAAAUGCCUUUAACUACCCCCUAAUGUCGAAAGCUAUACAAGACUAUCUUCCUAUUCUGUCUGCUGAAGUAGGCGUUAAGAGAUUGUUUAGUAACGCAUGA